AUGCUCGCCGUGCUCUACCUCAUCUCGCAUCUCGACCGCGCCAACAUUGGCAAUGCCAAGAUUGAAGGCCUCGCCGAGGACCUGAACCUCAAUGGCGUGCAAUGGAACAUUGCGCUCAGUCUCUUCUUUGUUCCUUAUAUUUUGCUUGAGGUCCCCAGCAACGUCCUGCUCAAGAAGUUCAAACGCCCCUCGGUCUACCUCGGCACCCUGGUUACCAUCUGGGGCGUCAUCAUGACCUGUCACGGCCUCGUCCACAACUUUGCCGGCCUCCUGACCGUCCGCCUGCUCCUCGGCGUCUUCGAGGCCGGCUUCUACCCGGGCGCCGUCUACCUCACGACGUUCUGGUACAUGCCGCGGGACCUUGCCGCGCGCAUCGCGUGGUUCUACUGCACCUCGGCGCUGUCGGGCGCCUUCUCCGGCCUCCUCGCCGCCGCCAUCGCCAAGAUGGACGGCGUCGGCGGCUACGAGGGCUGGCGGUGGAUCUUUCUGCUAGAGGGCAUCUUCACCGUCGUGCUGGGCAUCGCGACCUUUUUCUUUCUCGUCGACACCCCGGCGCUGAGUACCAAGUGGCUGGAGCCCGACGAGAUCCGGUUCCUCGAACUGCAGAGCUUCAUCAAGCAGGGCGGCCGGUUCGAGGACGAGGAGAAGGAGGACAAGUUCAAGUGGCAGGACCUCAAGGCCGUCGUGACCAACUGGAGGCUGUACAUGCAGGCGUGGGCCCUCCUGGCGGCAUCGGCCUGCAGUUAUGCUCAUGACGGUGCCCCCUACUUCUGCGGCGCCGCCUCGGCCCUCUUCUUCGCGCGCCUCUCGGACCGCUUCUACUGGCGCAUGCCCUUCGUCGCCAUCCCGCUCGGGCUCAUCGCCGUCGGGUACGCCAUCAUCAUCGCCCUCCAGGGCGACCUCUCGGGCCAUAUCGCGGCGGCCAUGGUGGGCGUCAUCAUCACCUGCCUGGGCAUCUACCCGAUCCAGCCGGCGGGCUCGUCGUGGGCGGCCAACAACCUGGCGCCGGCGUCGCGCCGCGCCAUCGGCGUCGCCUUCAACAUCUGCGUCGGCAACAUUGGCGGCAUCAUCGGCAGCUACAUGUACCUCGACAGUGAGGCGCCAAAGUACUCGACCGGCUUCGGGCUGUCGCUGGCGUUUGGCGGCAGCGGCGUCGUUGUCGCGCUGCUACUGGAGCUCAGCUACAAGUGGGGCAACGCGAAGAAGGCAAAGAUGUCCGAGGAGGAGAUCCGGGCCAAGUACACGGAGGAGCAGCUGAUGCAUAUGGGAGACAAGAGCCCGCACUUCAAGUAUGUUUUGUGA
Molecule: messenger RNA, 1302 nt
Organism: Colletotrichum spaethianum
Lineage: Eukaryota; Fungi; Ascomycota; Sordariomycetes; Glomerellales; Glomerellaceae
Product: putative transporter
Exons: 3
Coding region: 1-1302 (433 amino acids)
Biological process (GO): transmembrane transport
Cellular component (GO): membrane
Molecular function (GO): transmembrane transporter activity
Source: RefSeq, a predicted model, not a curated record